AUGACCCCAUUCUCCAGGGAAAUUGAGCUGGAGCCCCUUCCCCGCAGAUUAAAGGUCCCCAGCAUCUCCCAGUAUAAUGGAGACAACGACCCUUAUGACCACCUGGACGCUUUCAAUGUCCAGAUGGACCUGCAAACUUCCAGCUCGUUCAGACUCGAAGUGAAUAAUGUCAAGAGCCCUUCUGACGAAAGUAUCCUGACCGCGAUCUCCGCCGGGCUUUGGAAGGAUGGGAAACUCUACGAAAGCAUUUACAAAUCCCCAGUAAGAGACUUAGGCGAAUUUUAUGAGCGAGCAGCGAAGGAGGUUCGGUGGGAGAAAGCAUUCGGCUUGAAAAAAUCGAGCAAUCAGAAAAAGGGGACGGAACACACCAGCCAAGGCAAGAAGAGAAGUGAUGAAGACUCUCUCAAGGAAGGUCGAGGACGAAGCCCCAAUGAUCAGACGGCCAAAAAGGCGAGGUUCGGGCAGGGAGGUGAACGACCAGCACACCAAGGUCGGUAUGAAAGUUACAACAUCUUAUCUAACUCCCAGGACAUGAUCUUCGCCACAGAACGCAACAAGAAGGAUUUCGGAAGGCCUAACUCCCUAAAGACUCCCAACAAAUACAGAACCAAAAGCAAAUUCUGUGCCUAUCAUAAUGAGGUGGGGCACACCACCUCUGAGUGUUGGGCACUGAAAGAUGCGAUUGAAGAACUGAUCAGGAGGGGUCGGCUACGUGACUAUGUGGUGCGUCCUAAGGAUCAACAGCCAAAACAAUUGGCUCAACAAAGUCCUCAUCGAGCUCUAGAGCCGGACCAAACACCUACGGUGAGAACUAUCUUUACUAUUCAUGGAGGGCCCCAUAUCGCAGGGACUUCUAACAGGUCACACGAGCGAUAUAUUCGGGAAGCCGGCCACCUCCUGCUCGUCGGGGAUGGCAGCCAAGAAGCACCGUCCAAGAAAGCCAAGGUAGAUUCGAAGGACGUCUCUUUCACCAAAGAUGAUACUAAAGGCGUGCACUGGCCGCACAAUGACACCCUUAUGAUCCGAGCUCGGAUUGGCAAUAUGGAAGUACAGAGAAUCAUGGUGGACACAGGUAGCUCGGUGAACGUCAUGUACAAGGGAUGUUUCGACUAG
Molecule: messenger RNA, 1113 nt
Organism: Diospyros lotus (date-plum)
Lineage: Eukaryota; Viridiplantae; Streptophyta; Magnoliopsida; Ericales; Ebenaceae
Exons: 2
Coding region: 1-1113 (370 amino acids)
Source: RefSeq, a predicted model, not a curated record